Messenger RNA from Alligator sinensis (Chinese alligator), 492 nucleotides. RefSeq names its product spexin hormone (gene SPX). The transcript is spliced from 7 exons. Gene Ontology annotation, molecular function: neuropeptide hormone activity. Gene Ontology annotation, biological process: positive regulation of gastro-intestinal system smooth muscle contraction. Bases 1 to 492 code for a protein of 163 amino acids. The record is from RefSeq and is a predicted model, not a curated record. Lineage: Eukaryota; Metazoa; Chordata; Crocodylia; Alligatoridae. Gene Ontology annotation, cellular component: cytoplasm.
AUGGAUCACGCAGCACACAAGCGUGUAGAUGUGGUGGUGAUGGACCGGUUUGGUGUCCGGUCUGGUGUCCUCCAGCCAGCGCAGGUGGGUUACUUUAUAGAUGUCACAGCUGAUGACAACCUCAUAUACAAUAAGUUACCCAAGGGACUGCGUAGACUGACAGCUUCUGCUAUGGCCCUGUUCCUUGCAGCAUCUCUCAUCUCAUAUUCCUGGAGUGCUCCUCAGGGUCACUUCCAAAGAAGAAACUGGACUCCUCAGGCUAUGCUUUAUUUAAAGGGUGCACAGGGACGUCGUUUUAUUUCUGACGAGAGCCAAAGGAAGGAUCUAUACGACAGACUGCAGCUAGAAACACGCAGCCAAAACUCAAAUCCUGUAUCUCUUUCGGAAGCUGCUGCACUAUUUCUCAGCUCCUUACGGAAAGCACAAGAAGAAGCUGAAGAAGAAACAAGUGAUCACCUGGGAUAUUUGACAAAUAAUCUAUUAAACUGGUGA